AUGGCCCGUCAGGUGCGCUCCUUGAUAAGGAAGCAAGUGGCUCCCAAGGAAAUGGAGGCGUUCUUCUGGGACGUGAUCGCUGAUGGCACGGAUCAGGACGAGGUGACCGAAAGGCUAGACGCGCUGAUUUUCGGCGACGCGUCACCGGCUAUCUUGGCCCGGGAAGUGGGCAGCAGUGCAUUCAAGUUCGACAAAUCGACGGCCACUGUAGAAGUGAAAACCGAAGACACCUACAAAGAGAGGGACGAUGAUGAGGUCAUGCCCGACGACGACAAGGACCCAGACUUCACAGUGGGCUGUUCGAGGACGGCCCGUGUAGCUUCCAGAGGCUCGAAGCGGGCUCCGAAGCGGGCAGCGAAGCGUGCGAGGUCUCCCGAAGACCAGCCAGUAUCAAUGAAACUGGCACCGUACUCUGGGAGUGCUAAGAUUGGUGAAGCCGUGGCUGGUCCCAGUUUAGACGUUACCUUCGUUCAAGCUCCUGACUCUGGGAAUGGUAGGAUCUCGGCUGGGCCUAAUUUUACGUCGUCACCGGCUACCUUGGCUCGGGAGAUGAGCAGCAGCUCAUUGAAGAUCGUCAAAUCGACGGCCAGGGUAGAAGAGGAGAGCGAAGACACCUACGAAGAGAGUGAUGACGAUGAGGUCACGUCCGACGACGACAAGGACCCAGACUUUUCGGUCGGCAAUUCGAGGUCGGGCCAUGCCGCGUCCAGGUACUCGAAGCGGACUCCGAAGCGGACUCCAAAGCGGGAUGCAAAGCGGGCUGCAAAGCGGGCUCCGAAGCGGGCUCCAAAGCGGGCUCCAAAGCGGGCUCCAAAGUGGGCUCCGAUGCGGGCUCCGAAGCGGGCUCCGAAGCGCGCGAGGUCUCUCGAAGACCAGCCACGAUCAGCGAAACUGGCGCCGUACUCUGGGAGCGCUAAGAUGGUUGAAGCCGUGGCUGGGUCCGGUUCAGACGUCACCUUUGCUCGAAGCUCCGGACUCUGGGAACGCUAG
This is a messenger RNA of Rhipicephalus microplus (southern cattle tick), 990 nucleotides long. Its product is annotated as histone H1.4-like. The record is from RefSeq and is a predicted model, not a curated record. NCBI's taxonomy places the organism in Eukaryota, Metazoa, Arthropoda, Arachnida, Ixodida, Ixodidae.